GGGCGUGGUUAGGAGGAGGUGGGGGGGGGGGGUCAGCGUGUUUAUAUAUAUAUAUAAGGCGACAAGCAGCUGUCAGGUGUCGAAGCUGUAUAGAAUCCAUCAGACAUGUCUCACGCGUGGGGGUACGCCGCUAACAAUGGUCCGGACAAGUGGGUCGCCAAUUUCCCCAUCGCCGACGGCCCCCGCCAGUCGCCCAUCGACAUCAAUCCGGGUUUGGCGGACUACGACGGGGCGCUUAAGCCGCUCAGCCUCAAGUACGACCCAAGUACCUGCUUGGAUAUUCUCAAUAAUGGACACUCUUUCCAGGUUACCUUUCUGGAUGACAACGACGCCUCCGUUUUGACGGGCGGGCCCGUCUCGGGCGUGUACCGGCUCAAGCAGUUCCACUUCCACUGGGGAGCAUCGGACGACAGGGGUUCGGAGCACACGGUAGCCGGGAACAAAUACCCUGCCGAGCUCCAUCUGGUGCACUGGAACACCAAAUACGCCGAUUUCGGCGAAGCUGCCGGCAAACCUGACGGGCUUGCCGUCGUGGGCGUUUUCCUGCAGAUUGGUGGUGAAAACGCGCAUCUCCAGAAAGUUCUGGACGCGUUUGGCGCCAUCAAGACGAAAGGAAAGCAGACGACGUUCAAGAAUUUCGACCCCAGCUGCCUCCUGCCCGCAAGACUGGAUUACUGGACGUACGAGGGGUCGCUGACCACGCCCCCUCUGCUGGAGAGCGUCACCUGGAUCGUCUGCAAGGAUCCUAUCGGCGUCAGCUCGACUCAGAUGGAGAAAUUCCGCAGCUUGCUCUUCUCGGCCGAAGGCGAGCCCGAGUGCUGCAUGGUCGACAACUACCGUCCUCCGCAGCCGCUCAAAGGCCGCCAAGUGCGGGCUUUCUUCAAGUGAACGCGCCGGCUUUGAGCUCCCGUCCGUCCCCCUGAGUUGCGAUUGGAAUUUGUAAAUGAGACUUUUUGAUUUUCAUCUCCAAUACUUUGCUUUUGAACAACACUCCAACCUAUUUGAAGGGGUUUCCUUAUUGUGAAGGUUCAUGUUGUGGUUUAAAUAGAAAAAUCCAGACUCCAUUUUGAUACGAGAAAUUGAAUUUUUGAGCCGGAUGUUUGUUUUGUUGGUGCUUUAUUCUUUCCAAACUUCCAUUUUUAAGUUUAAUUUUGAUGCUUAAAAAUCCAUUAGAAAUUCAAACACUAUUUUAGUACUUGAAUAUGAAUUUUUGCUCAUUUUCUUGUAUUAUUUCUUAACGAUUCAUCAUUUUGAUGUUAAACAUAUGAAAAUAUGUAAGUGUCAAAGAAAAUUUGGAGUGCUUUGAAAUGUGUAAAAGCCAUGUUACAAAUUCAAAUCCCAACUCCGAGGCGCAACUCGAUGUCCAUAACACCUUUCUCGUUUCCCUUCCGUGCCACACACUUGCGGCGUAACGACUCACGUGUCUCCCCUCCCUCCUGUCCGAUUCUCCUUGACGGAACUGUGUGGAACACUUAACGGGCACAAAAAAGCGGGUUGUCCGCCGUCCACUUAGCAAACCCGCCCUCUGGCUACUAAAGGACACCCGGGCAGCUCCCAAACCUUUUUCCUUGAGUGAUUUUAUGCAAAUGGCAUUCUUAAUUAUGGAACACUUUAUUUGAAUGAAAUGUGUCCAAAAAAAAUGAUGAGACAUUCAGUGACGCUUCGUUCAUUCAAUGAAUGACUUAUCUUUGAACAAAUGCACUAAAGACUGAUUGUAUUUUUUUUUCUCAAAUAAAUGACAAAUUAGAUGCCUUAUUAUUAUUUUCCAAUGAUGGUUGUGAACCCCCGUCCAGAAGUUGUAUGUCUUGUUAUUCUCUAUAUGACCAGUUGAAUAAAUCACAUUUAAAAGGAAA
This is a messenger RNA of Corythoichthys intestinalis (scribbled pipefish), 1853 nucleotides long. RefSeq names its product carbonic anhydrase 1-like. The transcript has 7 exons. The coding region runs from base 106 to 888 and encodes 260 amino acids. Gene Ontology annotation, biological process: carbon dioxide transport; regulation of pH. Gene Ontology annotation, molecular function: zinc ion binding; carbonate dehydratase activity. NCBI's taxonomy places the organism in Eukaryota, Metazoa, Chordata, Actinopteri, Syngnathiformes, Syngnathidae. The record is from RefSeq and is a predicted model, not a curated record.